Messenger RNA from Oenanthe melanoleuca, 473 nucleotides. RefSeq names its product MYC binding protein (gene MYCBP). The transcript has 5 exons. The coding region runs from base 112 to 423 and encodes 103 amino acids. The record is from RefSeq and is a predicted model, not a curated record. Gene Ontology annotation, biological process: regulation of DNA-templated transcription. Gene Ontology annotation, molecular function: transcription coactivator activity. Gene Ontology annotation, cellular component: nucleus. NCBI's taxonomy places the organism in Eukaryota, Metazoa, Chordata, Aves, Passeriformes, Muscicapidae.
GGGGCCCGGACGUUGCCGCGGCGCCGUCGCCGUGGUAACCGCGGGGAAGCGCUCGCGCCGUUAAAGCGCAGGGCGCAGGCGCGCGGCCGGGGCAGGCGCCGUGCGGGUUAGAUGGCGCACUACAAGGCCGCGGACUCCAAGCGGGAGCAGUUCCGCCAGUACUUGGAGAAGUCGGGAGUGCUGGACAUGCUCACCAAGGUGUUGGUAGCCUUAUAUGAAGAGCCAGAGAAACCAGAUAGUGCACUGGAUUUUCUGAAGCAUCAUCUGGGAGCUUCAGCUCCUGAGAAUCCGGAAAUAGAGGCACUUCGCUUGGAAGUGGCAGAGAUGAAAGAAAAAUAUGAAGCUGUGCUGGAAGAAAAUCUAAAACUGAAAAACAAGCUGGCUCAGUAUGAACAACCUCAAGAUGAGAAGCAUGGUGAAUAACAGUAGUUUUUCCUUUAUUGCCUUGACUUAAUAAAGGGCUUCCUGAGAAA